This is a messenger RNA of Racocetra persica, 384 nucleotides long. NCBI's taxonomy places the organism in Eukaryota, Fungi, Glomeromycota, Glomeromycetes, Diversisporales, Gigasporaceae. The record is from the annotation of a GenBank genome assembly.
UCAGAGCAACAAUUAGCAGAAGAAAAAUUACAAGCCAAUGUUGAAAUACCUACUAGCAAUAAAAAUAUGGCAAAUAAUCAAAUUGAAUUUAACAACGAAUACAAUAAGGAAACAAAAGAAAUAAAAAUUGAAACUGAAGAUUUUGCAGAAGAACAAUUAAUUAUUAAAGAUUAUCCUAAUUUAGAAAAGUUAUAUUUUCUGAAAGAGUUAGUAAUUGAAAAUUGUCCUCAAAUAAAAGUAUUAAAUGUUCGUCAAAAUAAUUUGGCCAACUUGGAAUUUUUGAAAGGUUUAGGGAAUUUAGAAACGUUAGAAAUAGAUGGUAAUCCUGAACUAAUUAAGAUGUUAGAGCCUUAUAGAAAAAUAAUUCAAAAAUCGAAUGAAAAU